Molecule: messenger RNA, 1428 nt
Organism: Carassius auratus (goldfish)
Lineage: Eukaryota; Metazoa; Chordata; Actinopteri; Cypriniformes; Cyprinidae
Product: isoaspartyl peptidase/L-asparaginase
Exons: 7
Coding region: 142-1074 (310 amino acids)
Cellular component (GO): cytoplasm
Molecular function (GO): asparaginase activity
Source: RefSeq, a predicted model, not a curated record
CGUGGUUGUAGUGGGGACUUUUAUUUUGACAUUUCUCCCUGGCUUCAAUGACGUUACCUUACAUCGUCUACAGCUCCUUCGCUUAUAAUGCACUUCUGCUAUCUUUGAUUUCAUAUUUCUGUCGUUUGUGUUUAAUCUGCUAUGCUGCCUGUAGUGGUGGUGCAUGGAGGUGCUGGUCAUGUUCCUAAAGAAAUAGCUGAACUCUCUACUAUCGGUGUAAAGGAGGCAACCAGGACUGGGUAUGCCAUCCUCCAGAAGGGUGGAAGUGCCAUGGAUGCUGUAGUUGAAGCAGUGGCCCUGAUGGAGAACAAUCCAAGAUUCAAUGCAGGUCGGGGGUCAGUGCUAAAUGUGAAGGGGGAGGUAGAAAUGGAUGCAAUGGUAAUGGACGGCAGGACACUAGAUAGUGGGGCUGUUUCAGCGGUCAGAAGAAUUGCUAACCCCGUGCAACUGGCCAGGCUUGUCAUGGAGAAGACCAAACACUUGUGUCUGACAGCUGAAGGUGCAUCUAAGUUUGCCAGAAGCAUGGGUGUACCAGAAGUGCCUGAGGAGUCAUUGAUCACAGACUAUGCCAAGAUGCGCUGGAAGAAGAACCUGGAGCCAGAUGCCAACCCUGUGGAAUGCCAAAUGGGCAAGAUGGGAACAGUCGGAGCAGUAGCUGUGGACAAAGACGGGAACAUUGCUUGUGCCACAUCCACUGGUGGAAUGAUUAAUAAAAUGGAGGGUCGCGUGGGAGACACGCCGUGUGUUGGAUGUGGUGGUUAUGCAGAUAAUAAUAUUGGGGCAGUCUCACCCACAGGUCAUGGGGAAGCCAUCAUGAAAGUCACGCUGUCCAGACUCAUUCUCUUCCACAUGGAGCAAGGAAAGACCCCAGAGGAAGCUAGUGACCUGGCUCUUACGUAUAUGAAGGAGCGGGUGGAUGGUCUUGGUGGGGCUGUGGUGGUAGAUCCAAAAGGGACCUGGGCAGCUCAGUUCAGCAGUUUACAGAUGUCAUGGGCCGCUGCCCAGCAGGGCGAACUCCACUUUGGGCUGUACCAUGGUGAACACUUUGUUGAGCCUGUACAAGAGAACAUAUAAUGAACAUGUUCUCAUUUUUGGUUGAUUAUAUUUUCACAGUAAGUAUUGAAUACAAAAGGAAAUAUGCCUGCAAAUCAGUGUUUGUGUAAAAUACGUACAUGCCUCAUGGCAUUAUGCAUUUUGAAGUUGAUCUUCUCUACACCUAAAAGUAAAGCUAUGUAAGUCUUAAAUAUAUUGAUUGAAAACAUAUUAAAAAACUACUGCAACACUCCUUUUUGAGGGCUGUGUAACUGUCCUUAGUGGUAAUACUGUAUAUUCUCCACUAGAUGGAGAUAUAUGAUUUUUUUUUUGGAAUCGAGUGAAUUUAAUUUGUUGUAAGGUGCAGUGCACAUUAAAAGGGAUAGAUCACCCAAA